Erythranthe guttata (spotted monkey flower) is the source of this 1940-nucleotide messenger RNA. RefSeq names its product cytochrome P450 714C2. Gene Ontology annotation, molecular function: heme binding; monooxygenase activity; iron ion binding. NCBI's taxonomy places the organism in Eukaryota, Viridiplantae, Streptophyta, Magnoliopsida, Lamiales, Phrymaceae. The record is from RefSeq and is a predicted model, not a curated record.
AAACAAGUGAACAGCUAAAAUUCAAAAGCAUCUGGUCACAUUAUAGUUUCAUGGAGGUUCACUUUUCCUUCCAAGUGUUUCUAUCCUUUGCUUUGGUAGUAAUUUUUGGACUCGUUUUCAGAGUAUACAGUUCCCUUGUUACAAAGCCACACCGACUCCGCCAGGCCUUCAAAAAGCAGGGCAUCGGUGGGCCACCGUCAAAUUUUCUACUUGGAAACAUCUCUGAUAUCAGAAGAGCUCGAAUCUCAGCCCCUAAGGCGGGGGCUGCCACCCCCUCACCACCGUUUUUUCAUAAUUGUGGACCUGCUCUAUUCCCCAUUUUUUAUGAAUGGAGGAAGCAAUACGGUGAAAUAUUCAUGUUCUCCCUUGGUAAUAUACAACUACUACAUGUGAAUCAAUAUGAUAUAGUAAGAGAGAUAAGUACAUGCACAUCACUGGAUUUGGGUAAGCCUAAAUAUCAAGCAAAAGAGUUCCAUUCUUUGCUUGGUGACGGCAUUUUGACUUCAAAUGGCAAUUUCUGGGCUCGUCAGAGGAAGAUUCUUGCUCCUCAACUUUUCAUGGACAAGGUUAAGGGAAUGAUAAGUUUAAUCCAACAGUCUACAAUCAUAUUGAUAAACUCAUGGAAAGAUGUGAUUGAUGAUCAAGGUGGUGUAGCAGCAGAUAUUAAAAUUGACAAUUACCUGAAGAAAUUCUCCGGUGAUGUAAUUUCCAGGGCUUGUUUCGGAAGUAGCUAUUCUGAAGGGCAACAUAUUUUUCAGAAACUAAGAGAUCUUGAGAAAAUUUCAUCCAAGAAAGUUUUAUCUACAGGGAUUCCAUGCAUGCGUUAUAUCCCUACACAGAGCAAUAGGAGAGCAUGGGAAUUAAAGAAAGACAUAAAAGCACUGAUAUUGAAGCUGGUAAAUCAGAAAAACGAAGCCACAUCGGAGAAUAAUCUGAUGCAAAGGGUUGUUGAAGAAGCUGAGAGCGUCGAUUUUAUCGUAGACAACUGUAAAAACAUUUAUUUGGCUGGAUACGAAACUACUGCUAUUGCAGCCACUUGGUGCCUCAUGCUAUUAGCUUCAAAUCAAGAAUGGCAAGAUCGUGUAAGAGCAGAAGUUCUUGAAAUCUGCAACGGCCGAAUCCCAAAUUCCGAUUCCAUCAAGAAGAUGAAACAGCUGACAAUGGUCAUCAAUGAAUCACUAAGACUUUAUCCACCGGUGGCUGUUGUGUCGAGAGAGGCAUUAAAAGACUUGAAAUUCGGGAAUACUUACAUUCCAGAGGGUGUUAACAUUUGGAUAAUGGUGACAAGUUUGCAUACAGAUCCAGAUAUAUGGGGGCAAGAUUCUUACGAGUUUAAGCCAGAAAGGUUUUCGAAUGGUAUAAGUGGUGCAUGCAAACUCCCACACUUGUACAUGCCGUUUGGAAUCGGGCCGAGAAUAUGCUUGGGAAUGAACCUAGCAUUGGUUGAACUCAAGAUUCUUCUCUCUCUCAUCUUGUCUGAUUUUUCGCUCUCUCUCUCUCCAAAAUAUGUUCAUGCUCCUUCUUUGCGUUUGGUCAUCGAGCCCGAAAAUGGAGUUGAUCUUGUUAUGGAAAAGCUCAAUUCCCCUGUUAUUGCUUGAUUUUACUGUAUGUGUAUAACUUAUAAGAGCAUAUAAAAUUUUAAAUAAAAAGCCAAUUUCCAUGUUAAUCUUGAUUCUUGCACCAAUAAUUUUUUUCCUCUUCAAUGGAACCAAAUAUUCUGAUGAAAAUACCAGUUUCCAGAGCAACAUAUACAUUUUCGAAAUAUUACAGGUUUCAUCCCUUAACUUUGCACCAAUUUCAUAUUUGGUCCCCCAUGUUCACAACAAAUACAUUUGGUCCCUUAUGUUUCAAUAAUUUAACACUUUUGGUCAUUUCCGCCAAUUUAACGUUAGUUCAUCAGUUAAGGCAGUUAUGGCAACACGUUUGGUUCCGUUAGUACU